CGCUCUAGCAUCACCAAACCAACCUUUUGCCACAUUGAGAAAUCAUUCAGCCUCUCGCGCACGUUCACACCGCAAAAAUGGCUGCCAUGUUCAGCCAGAAUCCCCUCAUGAACGGGCCCAACUACGCCCUCAACGACGCACCCACAGCCCAUAACGAUGGCUUCCGACAGCACCGCUUUGACCCCUACACCGACAACGGCGGCUCGAUCCUGGCUAUCGCAGGCGCCGACUUCACCAUCAUGGCCGGCGACACGCGGCACACGGCAGGCUACAGCAUCAACACGCGGCACUAUCCAAAGGUGUUCAAGGUGGGCGGCAGCACCGCAGACCAGCACGACGCGACGCUGGUGCUGUCGGUGUGUGGGUUCGCGGCGGACGGCGAGGCCCUAAAGGAGCGCCUCGACACCAUCUGCAAGAUGUACCGGUAUCGUCAUGGCAAGCCGAUGAGCGUCAACGCCUGCGCCAAGCGGCUGUCGACCAUCCUCUACCAGAAGCGCUUUUUCCCAUACUACGCCUACGCCAUCCUCGGAGGCCUGGACGAGGACGGCAAGGGAGCCGUCUACAGUUACGACCCGGUUGGCAGCUACGAACGCGAGAUGUGCCGCGCGGGCGGCGCCGCUGCCAGUCUGAUCAUGCCCUUCCUAGAUAACCAGGUCAACUUCAAGAACCAGUAUGUACCGGGCAGCGGCGAGGGACAUGCGCUGCAGGAGCGCCCAAAGAACCCACUCCCCAGGAGAGAGGUGGAGAUCUUGGUGAAGGAUGCGUUUGACGGUGCAGUGGAGAGACACAUUGAGGUUGGUGAUGGUCUGCAGAUGAUGAUCAUCACUGCAAAUGGUAUUGAGGAGGUCCUUCUGCCUCUGAAGAAAGAUUAAACCAGCAAGUUGGGAACAAGAGUUUCCUCUAGCAAGGUCAAUCACUUGGCUUGUACGAUACGACAUGAGGGUCAUUCGACUAUGAGGCUACGUAAUUAGAAUAUCAGUCUGAACC
Messenger RNA from Cryphonectria parasitica EP155, 987 nucleotides. Its product is annotated as proteasome component C5. Bases 78 to 872 code for a protein of 264 amino acids. The record is from RefSeq and is a predicted model, not a curated record. The transcript is spliced from 2 exons. Gene Ontology annotation, cellular component: proteasome core complex. Lineage: Eukaryota; Fungi; Ascomycota; Sordariomycetes; Diaporthales; Cryphonectriaceae.